This is a messenger RNA of Gloeophyllum trabeum ATCC 11539, 792 nucleotides long. RefSeq lists its product as uncharacterized. The coding region runs from base 94 to 633 and encodes 179 amino acids. The record is from RefSeq and is a predicted model, not a curated record. Lineage: Eukaryota; Fungi; Basidiomycota; Agaricomycetes; Gloeophyllales; Gloeophyllaceae. The transcript is spliced from 2 exons.
AAACUUGAUGUCAGGCUGCGUAAGCGAGAGAAGCUGCCGGAAGACUCAGAGUACCGGCUUCCAAAGUACGACGCAGCUUUCACAGCAACACUCAUGUCCGACGAUGAAGACGAGCUUGAUGAGCGAGGCACCAAGACGAACAGAUACAUCUCCCGCCGCCCGGCUUGGAGAUCUGAUGUAAUGCAAUGCCUUCUAGAGGCUGUAGACCAAGUUGCCGAUCCCAAAACAACGAGCAAGUAUACUGCCCGUGUGGCCGGACCAGUCAAGGAUGAGCCACCACCUGUUGCUACAACGCUGAAGAAUAGGGCCCGGCGAUGGAUGGUGUCGGAGGAAUGGCUAGCGACUGAAUCCAAUAAGGAGUAUGACGUCCCACCUCGCAUAGCAGGAAGCGGGAAAGCGUGGGGUGACGCUGAGGAUCCAGAGGCGCUCGAGGAGAAGAAAAGGAAGAUGAAGGAAGAGAAAGAGGACGUUAAGCGGAAGAAAGUUCGAUUGAGCGACGUAGGUGAAAAGACGAAGAAAAAGGGCAAAGCGAAAACUGGUGGUGGAACGCAGGUAGAGCGAGCAAGCGAGACUCCGGGGGCAGAAGAUAGUGAUGCCGCCAUAGACCCUGAGCUGCGUGGGGGCAGAGGCUGAGACCGAAAGGCGCGUUCCGGACCUUUAACUUGAAGUGGGUACGCUGAAGUCUUCUUCAUCAAAAUCGUCGGGCUCGGCACCGUCCUAGAGCUCGCAUUAGUUACCUAGAAUGUAGUAUGUGAUAGUAACAGACAUGGUCAAAUGAAAUCGAUACCCAUA